AUGAAGUUUCAUUUGUAUCUAGGAGAAGCGGCGGAACUCUUGGCGGACGCUGCAGACAGUGAACAAGUGGAGGUCCAGGAACAGGUCAAACUCAUUUCUCACGAAUGUUUCAUAUAUUGGGACAAUCUGCGUCAAGUCCGAUUGCCACAGGGACUUCAAGUCAUUGAACAAGCCGCCUUUGCCUACUGCAAAUCCUUGCUGGAGGUACACAUCCCAUCGUCUGUCAAGGUCUUGCAAGACAUGGCCUUUGUGGAUUGUUCCAGUUUGACCACCGUCUGGCUUUCCGAUGCCAUUCAAGUUUUGGAACAAUCCUUGUUUGAAAACUGCGUCUCUUUGAAAGAUGUCCACCUGCCGUUGGCAUUGACUACCAUUAAGGAAUCUUGUUUUGCGUCUUGCAAAUCCUUGCGAUCCUUGCGUUUGCCACAUGGUCUCCAACGAAUUGGUGAUUGGGCCAUGGCACGCUGCUUUUGUUUGACGAGUCUUACCUUGCCCGCGACUGUCGACCAUUUGGGACGAUAUUGUUUUCAACAGUGUGCCCAGUUGCUGUCGCUCGAAUUUCCCAUGGGAUUGUCCUUCAUUGGGGACCAUUGCUUUGUGGAUUGUUCCAAUUUGCGAAGUAUGAUCAUUCCGGGAGCCUUUGAAUUUGCGGGAUCCUAUCCAUUGUUGGAUCGAAGCCUAUUGAAGAUUGGUUUCCAAGACUACGUCCAAGGUGACUCCUACGAAGAUGAAACCUUGGUCCGACUCUUGAACAAUCGAUUUGAAAGUCUACCCAUACACGAUGCCUGUUAUCACCUGUCCCAACACCAACAUACCGCUGAUUUUGAUGAUGAUUCUAAUUCUACUGGUUCGUUGAAGCACUUGCAAGACAUAGUCAAGGAGGUCUACUCCAAAACCAAAACGGACAAUAAGUGGAACAACCUUCAGGCUUGGAUUACUGGAGUGGAUGGAUUCGGAAUGAAUCCAUUGCACUUGCUCUGUUUGUCGGGGGCUCCCAAUGCAAAAGCCUUGCAACUGUUACUAGAUGAGUAUGCUACUGCUACAACUGCUUCUGCUGAUAUUGCUAAAAAUCGUCACCAUCAUCAUCAUCAUGAACAACAAGAAGCUGCCCAUUCUAGCAUGUUGCAUGACAAGGACAUUUUUGGAGGGACACCAUUGGCCUAUUUGUGUUGGAAUCAUCAAGCAAAUGACAGCCAGAAACUGUGCCAAGCCGUGUUUGACAGCCUGAUUGUGAAGACACGAUUGCCACAAAUUAGAUUGAAGGCAUGGAAGCAAGUCAUUAGCAAAAAGAUGUCAUAUGCUUUAGAACAUUGGGAUGAUGAUGAUGAUGAUAAAGACAAUUGUGAUACUGUUACCAAAGAACAUCACCACAACUAUUGUGAUCGGCUAGAGCUUGUGGCAAGAGUCUUCUUUGCCUUGGAAUAUCACGAACGAAAAGAAUCCUUGUCACUGCUGGAAUGUUGGCUUUGGAAACUACAAUUGCAAGGGAAUGAUCAUCUUGAUUCCUCAUCACCGUCGUCAUUGGCAAGAAUAGAACAAACAGAUCAUCAGCAAGAGGACCGCCAGCAGUGUCGCAUUCAUUGCGGAGCUGAUGUUGUGAUUCCCAAUGUUCUCUCCUUUCUUCCACCGUUGAAAGAAGGCAAAUAUCUAAAGGAAUUCACUACAAAAUAG
This is a messenger RNA of Cylindrotheca closterium, 1668 nucleotides long. The record is from the annotation of a GenBank genome assembly. NCBI's taxonomy places the organism in Eukaryota, Bacillariophyta, Bacillariophyceae, Bacillariales, Bacillariaceae.